AUGCACGUUACCCCGCUCGAGGCUGAAAAUAUAACUCCAAAAGUAGCCACGCUUCCCAACCCGAAAGAUGAUCUGGACAAGUCCUUAGCGAGUCUUAGCGGGGAUGUGAGCAAGUUCAAGUUUUGCGCCAUGCUCACUGCGAGUGUUUUCAAAGGGUCGGACGGUGCACUGUUGGAAAAACCAGGGGACCCAGUAAAGAAUCUUUCCUCUGUGGCCGUACAAAAAGAUAUAUGCAACACAUCGCCAGUGCUCGACCCCACGGCAAUGGCUUUAUACAGCGUCGUCAGGUCGAACUUCUACGGAUUCGAUAACCCGACCACGAUUGCCACAAAGGUGAGGAGCAUACUGAAAGCCCACACAACAUUUUGUAUUUUGAUUUACAACGUCCAUCAUGACGACGUUAACAACACCUGCGCCAGGGGAAAAUUUCCGCUCACAACGGCCGCGAGAAAUGCCUUCGACAACACCUAG
Ixodes scapularis (black-legged tick) is the source of this 471-nucleotide messenger RNA. RefSeq lists its product as uncharacterized. The coding region runs from base 1 to 471 and encodes 156 amino acids. The record is from RefSeq and is a predicted model, not a curated record. NCBI's taxonomy places the organism in Eukaryota, Metazoa, Arthropoda, Arachnida, Ixodida, Ixodidae. The transcript has 4 exons.